This is a messenger RNA of Aspergillus pseudotamarii, 3443 nucleotides long. RefSeq names its product karyopherin beta. The coding region runs from base 447 to 3065 and encodes 872 amino acids. The transcript is spliced from 9 exons. Lineage: Eukaryota; Fungi; Ascomycota; Eurotiomycetes; Eurotiales; Aspergillaceae. Gene Ontology annotation, molecular function: nuclear import signal receptor activity; small GTPase binding. The record is from RefSeq and is a predicted model, not a curated record. Gene Ontology annotation, cellular component: cytoplasm; nucleus. Gene Ontology annotation, biological process: protein import into nucleus.
CUAUUAUUCUCCCUCGCUCUCGCUUUCUCUCUCCUCUUCUCUUUCUCUCUUUUGAUUAAACAUUUUCUAUCAGAACUUAAAAAAAGGGUUUUGUGAACCAAAUAACCAUCUCUCUCUUCUCCUGUCUCUCUGAAACAUAGACCUCGGAGUGCGGUUUUUUUAAUUUUCCUAUUCUCCUGGUUCUUCGGCGUGCACCACAAGCCGUCUUUUCCUCCCUCUUGUCCUACUUGCCGGAAGAACUGGUGCAUGCCUCGUCAUAUAUCCACAAAAACAGCAGGAUUUCUUUCUGUCUCCUCGUCCACGCUGCCACUCCUUUGUCGUGGGCAAUUUCAUAAUUAACUUGUUGCCUAUUAAAAUUUAGUCAAGCCAGAGGAGCUGUAUUUGUUUUAUUUCUUGCCUUUACUUUUUCUUUUCUUUCCCGUGGUCAGUGUCCCACUUCCGACAACAUGAAUGUCACUCAGGUAUUGGAGGGCACUCUGUCGCCAGAUGCGACAACACGUACAAAUGCGGAACAGCAGCUUGUCCACGCUGCGGAGGUCGAUUUCGCCGGAUACCUUGUUACCCUUGGCCAAGAACUGGCGAAUGAAAACACCCCCUCCCACAUCAGAACCGCGGCGGGUCUCGCACUGAAGAAUGCUUUCACUUUCAGAGAUCAUGCUAAGCUACGUGAGGUGCAAGGAAAAUGGCAGCAACAAAUUAGCCCGGAGAUUAAGACACAGGUCAAGGAGCUUGCGCUCAAGACUUUGGAUUCUAAAGACGCCCGGGCCGGCCAGUCUGCAGCCCAGUUUAUCGUCUCUAUUGCCGCCAUCGAGCUACCUCGGAGUGAAUGGCCCGAGUUGAUGAAUGUUUUGGUUCAGAAUAUCGCCAACGGGUCCAACCAGUUGAAGCAAGCCUCCCUCAUCACAAUCGGUUUCAUCUGUGAAUCCCAGGAUGCUGAUCUUCGGGAGAGCUUGACUACUCACUCCAAUGCAAUCUUGACCGCUGUUGUGCAGGGCGCCCGACGUGAAGAAACCAACAUGGAUAUCCGCUACGCUGCUAUCAAGGCUCUCAGUGACUCAGUAGAUUUUGUUCGGUCGAACAUGGAUAAUGAAGGUGAACGUAAUUAUAUCAUGCAGGUGGUCUGUGAGGCUACGCAGGCCGACGAUCUUCGUGUCCAGGCGGGCGCAUUUGGUUGCUUGAACCGUAUCAUGGCUGCUUAUUACGAGAAAAUGCGCUUCUACAUGGAGAAGGCUUUGUUUGGCCUCAGCAUCAUGGGUAUGAAGAGCGAGGAGGAAGAUGUCGCCAAGCUGGCUAUUGAAUUUUGGUGCUCCGUUUGCGAAGAGGAAAUUGCUAUUGAAGAUGACAACGCUGCGGCGCAAGCGGAGGGUUCUCCUGAGGUCCGUCCUUUCUUUGGCUUCGCCCGCGUGGCGUGCAGAGAGGUUGUCCCUGUCUUGUUGCAGGCUAUGUGCAGACAGGAUGAGGAUGCGACGGAUGAUGAGUACAAUGUUUCUCGCGCGGCUUAUCAGGCUCUGCAACUCUAUGCUUCUUGUGUCCAGGGUGAGGUCAUCCAGCCUGUCCUCUCCUUUGUCGAGGAGAACAUUCGUAAUGAAGAUUGGCGUCGCAGAGACGCUGCAGUUGCGGCAUUCGGUGCCAUCAUGGAUGGACCGGAUCCUAAGGUCCUUGAACCCCUGGUCAAGCAGGCCUUGGGUGUUCUUGUUGGCAUGAUGGAAGAUAGUUCCAUCCAAGUUCGUGAUUCGGCAGCCUAUGCCCUUGGUCGCGUGUGCGACUUCUGCUCUGAGACCCUGGACCCUGACGUGCAUCUACAACCCCUUAUUUCUUGCCUGUUCAACGGGCUUGCUAGCACCCCUAAGAUUGCCAGCUCCUGCUGCUGGGCUCUGAUGAACGUUGCCGAGCGAUUUGCCGGUGACGUUGGUGCGCAGACGAACCCCCUAUCAAAGCACUUUGAAGAGAGUGUUAAGUCGCUUCUUACUCUCACUGAGAGGCAAGAUGCAGACAACCAGCUCCGGACUGCUGGAUAUGAAGUUCUGAACUCCUUCGUGACCAAUGCGGCGAACGAUAGUCUCCCUAUGGUUGCGAGCCUCUCCGACGUUGUGAUUCAGCGUCUGGAGCACACCAUCCCCAUGCAACAGCAAGUUGUCAGUGUGGAAGAUCGGAUCACUCUGGAAGAGGUGCAAACUAGCUUAAUAAGCGUUAUAUUGGCUAUUGUUCAACGUCUCGAGACUGAGAUUAAGCCUCAGGCAGACCGUAUCAUGCAUGCGAUGAUCCAGGUCCUAACAACUGUUCCCCCCAAGUCCAGUGUGCCUGAUGUCGUCUUCGCCACAGUCGGCGCUAUUGCAAGUGCACUGGAGGAGGACUUCGUCAAGUAUAUGGAACCCUUCUCGCCAUUCCUUUAUAACGCUCUCGGCAACCAAGAAGAACCUGGCCUCUGUGCUAUGGCCAUUGGACUGGUCAGCGAUAUCUCCCGUGCCUUGAAUGAAAAGGUCCAGCCAUACUGCGACUCGUUCAUGAACUACUUGCUCAAUAACUUGAGGAGCUCGACGAAUCAAUUGAAGCCUGCAAUCCUCGAGACGUUUGGAGACAUUGCUCAAGCUAUCGGAACACAGUUCGACACAUACCUGUCCGUCGUCGCCCAGGUUCUCCAGCAGGCAUCGAUUGUAACCGCCAGCUCGGACGUUAAUAUUGAGAUGCUCGAUUACAUCGUCUCCCUUCGCGAAGGAAUUAUGGAUGCCUGGGGUGGUAUUGUUUUGUCUUAUAAGGGCAAGCCUCAAGUGACUCAGCUCCAGCCCUAUGUUGAAUCUAUCUUCCAGCUCCUCCACCUGAUUUCUCAGGAUCUCAACCGGAGUGAGGGGCUGAUGAGGGCCUCAAUGGGUGUUCUUGGCGACAUCGCGGAGUCGUUCCCGAAUGGAGAGUUUGCGGCCUUCUUCCGUAACGACUGGGUCACGGACUUGGUCAGAGACACUAGAAACAACCGAGACUUUGGCACGACCACAGUUGAGACUGCUCGCUGGGCUCGUGAACAGGUCAAACGUCAGGUCACCUUGUCUACUGCCGCAGCUAUGGCGUAAGCAUGGACCCUAGCACUCGAAAGCCAUCAAUUGCUCUCGUCGAGACCACCCUCCUCGGAGCAAGCCGCUCCUUUAGGCGCACUCAGAGAAGCUACGCCAUGGACCACUUGCUCCCAUUCCAUAAAGUGAAUUUCCUUUCACGAGGAAUGCUGAAACGCCGUGCCGUUGAUCGAACUUUAACUUGCCAGACGAAAUAUCCCUGUAUCAUAUGGUACGGUUGAACGAGCUGAUACCGCUUUGAUCUAAGCACUACCACCCUCUCCGUUCUUCAAACUUCCCUAUCCCAUCACCCUUUCCCAUGUUCCCCAGUCCUUCAGCUCCCUGUUGGGCACUCCCUGUUUCCCACUUUUCGGAACCAUUAGCCCCCCCCCCCCCCCC